AAAAAAUUCAAGUGCAUUUAUUUGAAAUGAAAUAGGAACUACAUUUAGAGAUAAGAGCAAAAUCAAGUGAGAAAUCCUUCCAAGACAUACAAAAAAUUCAUUCCAAUCACAAAAAAUCAACCAAAAAGUGUUCUGAAAAAAAAUCACAAAAAAUCAACCAAGAAGUGUUCGGAAAAAAAGGGAGAGCAAAAAAAAAGGAAAAACUACCGCAACUCCCGGCAACACCGCAUUGAACGCUUCUCCGGGAGCGUGUAGCUCACUCGCUGCUGUGGCGGCCAGUAUCAGGGAUAUCAACGCUUUAAAAUCUAGGCGUCUACUGGAAUUUGCGUCUAAGUUUCAGCUCACAUUCCUCAUUUUAUCUUCUUUUCUUCUGUACUUCUUUCCAGUGGCGUGCUAAUACUGGCUCGGUCGAAAAAAUGGAGGCGAGGAGAAAUGACAGUCCGGUGUAUACGCGCCAUUGGAGAACCGAAUCUGAAGUGCUAAAUCCUCCGGGAGCUGCAGCAUCUGUCGCGCGUCCACACCAUGUUCGCUCUUCCUCCGUCUCCGGCGUGUCCAGCAUUAAGCGCACUCAGAAUGUCGCAGCCAAAGCCGCUGCUCAACGGCUUGCUCAAGUGAUGGCCUCCCAAGCUGCCACCGGCAAUGACGAUGAUGAGCAAGAAGACAGUGAUGAUCUCGGCUUCCGAUUCACUCCUCAGCCUCUAUCCAGAACUGCCUCCAGUCCCCCAAGCUGCCACCAGCAAUGACGAUGAUGAGCAAGAAGAUCGUGCUACUUGGGUCUAAGCCGCAGAAGGCUUCCCA
Cuscuta europaea is the source of this 798-nucleotide messenger RNA. The record is from the annotation of a GenBank genome assembly. Lineage: Eukaryota; Viridiplantae; Streptophyta; Magnoliopsida; Solanales; Convolvulaceae.